AUGGCUGCUUCACCUAUAUUUUAUUCAAGACCGAAUACUGCUAUAAGUUUUUCUUCUUUUUAUAAGGGAUUUAAAGUUUUCAAAUGGAGCAUAUCCAAACUAGCACAAAGAUUAAACGCUUCUACGGGUAGCAGAAGGUUGAUACCAACAAAUACUUUAUUGCAUAUUUUAUUAAUUUCAUUAGCUUUCAAUGCUUUAGAUUCAUAUAUUUUAAAUACGGCUUCUCCAUUUUUUAAACUGUUUUUACCCUAUCUAAUAUUUUUGUAUACAAAAAAUGAUGCUUUGAAAUACGGUAGUCUCAAUUCCACUAAUAAAAACGAUGCCGACGUUGGUCGAAAUAUAUUGUGGAGAACAUUACAAACGUAUGACUUAGAAAAUAAAACAAGAUUUUCUGUUUUGAUUAAGCUUUUAUCGAAAAUAAGAUAUGAAGAAAAAGGUUUAACUAAUAUCACAGGCAAUAGAAAUGACCAAGCUAAGAUACAUAUGCUACUACUGGAUUAUAAUAAAAUUCUUACAUUGAUUAUCUUACAAGUAUUUGAUAAAUAUAGUACCAGAAAUAGUAGCGUUAUUAGUAAUACUAGUAAUUAUAAUACAUUGAUUAAGAGUAUAUGUUUUAUUAUAUAUAUUUACAUAACUACACCAAUAUUGGGAAUAUCAACUUCAAUAACUACAUCGUUACUGCCCACCUUACUGCUUCCCUACAACCUCCAAAUAAUAUUGAUUUCACAUAUAUUAAACCUAUUAAACUCAAUGUAUUUACUGUUUGAUUUUUAUUUUGAAACUUUAAAUCAAUUAGUACUCACCUCUUCUAUUACUAUUAGAAAGCAGCAACAAGAAAUUUGGUUUAGAUCUAGACUAGGUAUAUUAUUGGGCUGUUACAUAGCAUUCUAUCUGGUUGUAGUUACUAUACUACCCGGUUGGUUAUGGUGUUUAAUUUGGAUCACCGUCGGUGAAUAUUGUACUGGAUUAUUGCUAACAAGAGUAACAAAUGAGCUUUCUAUUAGUAAUAUUAGUGUUAACAAUAGCGAUACUGCUGGUGCUAGCGCAAAUAAUAAAUGCGCAAAUUCAACUCUAACUUUAAUUAGAAUCUCGACCGAUAAGAACAUUACUAGAUGGUUGAACAAGGAAAUAUUUUGGAUAGACAAUAAAUGA
Messenger RNA from Saccharomycodes ludwigii, 1152 nucleotides. RefSeq lists its product as uncharacterized. Bases 1 to 1152 code for a protein of 383 amino acids. NCBI's taxonomy places the organism in Eukaryota, Fungi, Ascomycota, Saccharomycetes, Saccharomycodales, Saccharomycodaceae. The transcript has a single exon. The record is from RefSeq and is a predicted model, not a curated record.